This is a messenger RNA of Spinacia oleracea (spinach), 1823 nucleotides long. Its product is annotated as beta-amyrin 6-beta-monooxygenase. The record is from RefSeq and is a predicted model, not a curated record. NCBI's taxonomy places the organism in Eukaryota, Viridiplantae, Streptophyta, Magnoliopsida, Caryophyllales, Amaranthaceae. The transcript has 3 exons. Gene Ontology annotation, biological process: sterol metabolic process. Gene Ontology annotation, molecular function: iron ion binding; monooxygenase activity; oxidoreductase activity, acting on paired donors, with incorporation or reduction of molecular oxygen. Bases 251 to 1678 code for a protein of 475 amino acids.
AUUUAUUCGAGUGAUCAAAUAUAUCAAUCAGUUGAUAAAAAGUAUCAAAAAGUAAGAGUAUGAGUUUGUUCUUUCUCUUUAGUCUUGUGUUUUUAAUUUUGUUUUUCCUUUUCAGCCUGACAUCCCAAAUCGUAUUUGCUGCCAUGGUUACCAAGAUUAACACUCAAAGAAUGUCCCAAACUAACAUGUCCUCAUUCCCUGCUUCUAGUUUUUUAAACUAAAAAUACAUUUACAAUUAUAAUUUUCCAUAAUGGAUUCAACUUUUGUUGUGAUCUUUUCAAGUUUGAUUCUCACCAUAAUUUCCAUAAUCUUUUUCAAAACCAAAAAAAGCUCAAAACUAAACCUUCCUCCAGGGAAAUAUGGCUGGCCAUUAUACGGCGAAACCAUUGAAUACAUAUCAAAACCAGAAGCUUUCAUGCGUGAUAGAAUGGCGAAAUACUCGAAAGAAAUCUUUAAAACUUCAGUACUUGGUGAGAAAGUAGCCAUUUUAUGCGGCCAUUCAGGUCACAAAUUCCUCUACUCGAACGACACGAAAUUAUUCCAGUUUUGGAUGCCACCUUCUCUAGCCUCAGCUCUUUCCGUAAAAGACGAUGACAAGAACUCAACCUCGUCAAAAUUAUUACACGAACAACUCCACAAGUUCCUUAAAAUGGAAUCCUUACAACACUUCGUACCCAUCAUGGAUACAAAAGCUCGACACCAUUUCGAAACAUUUUGGUGUCCUUUUCAACAAGUUAAGGUCCAACCAUUAACAAAACAUUUCACUUUCAUGCUAACUUGUUGCUUGUUUAUCAAGUAUAGUAACGAGGAACAAGUGAAGGAACUUGCUAAACCCUUCUUUGAUCUCCAUGAAGGGACGAUGUCGGAGUCGGUAAGUUUGCCUUUCUACUCAGCUAAGAAGAGGCAAGAAACUGUUCAGAAGAAGAUCAUAAGUAUAAUUAAAGAAAGGCAAUUAGAGUUAAUUAAUAAAGGCGGAUCUAAAAAUAACGACGAUGGUAUUGGUGGUGGUUUUCAAGAUUUAUUGACUCGAGUUCUUAUCACAGCUUCUCAUGAAAUUGAUGAGAAGGUGAUUGCUGGGAUUAUUAAUAGUCUCUUGUUUGCAAGCUUUUAUACUAUAAGCACUGCUAUCACGUUUAUAGUAUAUUACCUUGCUGAUCAUCCUCACGUCUACCACAAGGUUUUACAAGAGCAUUUGGAGAUUGCUAGAUCAAAAAAGGAUGGAGAGUUACUAAACUGGAAAGAUAUUCAGAAAAUGAAGUAUUCAUGGAAUGUGGCAUGUGAAUCUAUGAGACUACGACCACCUGCCUUGGGAAGUUUCAGGGAAGUCCUCAAUGACUUCACUUAUGCUGGCUUCAGAGUCCCAAAGGGUUGGAAGGUUGCGUGGAAUGUAUACUCAACUCACAAGGACCCAAAGUAUUUCCCAGAUCCAGAAAAGUUUGAGCCAUCAAGAUUUGAAGGAAACAAUAAUCCAUUACCACCCUACGCAUACGUACCCUUCGGUGGAGGGCCUUUUAUGUGUGGUGGCAAAGAAUACGCAAGAAUUGAGAUACUCGUUUUUCUACAUAACUUAGUCACCCGUUUCAAAUUCUCGAGAGUGAAUCCUAUGGAAGAAAUCAUUUAUACCCCUAUUCCAACUCCUCUUCAAGGUCUCCCAAUCCAUCUUCAGAAAAUUAAUUAAUGUAUAUUUUUCAUUAAUUACUAGUAUAUACUACUAUGUCAUAAUGUUAUUUGUUUCAAGUUAAAUAAAUAAUCUUGUGUACACAAUGUAUAUUUUCAUUUUUCCAAAUUCAAAUAAAUGGCCUGCUGUGACGUUAUUAUUAGAA